Molecule: messenger RNA, 2046 nt
Organism: Zygosaccharomyces rouxii
Lineage: Eukaryota; Fungi; Ascomycota; Saccharomycetes; Saccharomycetales; Saccharomycetaceae
Product: proline--tRNA ligase
Exons: 1
Coding region: 1-2046 (681 amino acids)
Biological process (GO): prolyl-tRNA aminoacylation
Cellular component (GO): aminoacyl-tRNA synthetase multienzyme complex; cytoplasm
Molecular function (GO): aminoacyl-tRNA deacylase activity; ATP binding; proline-tRNA ligase activity
Source: RefSeq, a predicted model, not a curated record
AUGUCUGUUGAAAAUUCCCUUGCUCAUCUUUCCGUCGAAGAUAAGAUCGUCGAAGGUGCGAUCCCAGUGAAGUCUUUGGUCUUCAAGCCAAAGACCGCUAAGACUGCUACACCUGUGCCUGUUGUAGUAGUCGCAUUACAAUCUACUGUGACUCCAGCACCUUUGAUCGCUCAGUCUACCGGCACCAAGGAACCACGUUUGGCAAGAGAUGAAUUGUUCCAAUCUUUCUUCAAAUGUGAAAGUGCCAAGGCCUUCACCGUUGCAUACUUGUUGAACGCUGAAUCUGAAUUUCAUCUGUUGAUUGACAAGCAAUUGGAAACUGUCAAGGAUUCCGAUGUUCUAAAAUUGAACGAUACAUUGUUCAUUACAAAAGGUGAAUUCGUAAAAUUCCUAUCCAAGUUUGAAUCAUCUCAAAAGGUCGUUGAUUUCAGCCAAGAGGUAUCCAAGGAUGCUGGUAACGCCAAGAAGUCCAACGCUGCUACUCCUGCUGCUGCCGCUGCUACUUCCGCUGCCAUUGAAGAUGCCAAGUUGAUUGGUAUUACUGUGGAUAAAUCUCUCGACUUCUCAGGCUGGUAUCAACAAAUUUUGACCAAGGGUGAAAUGUUGGAUUAUUACGAUGUUUCUGGUUGUUACAUCUUGAGACCUCCAUCUUAUUCCAUUUGGGAAUCUAUCCAACGUUGGUUCGACGAUAGAAUCAAGGCCAUGGGUGUUCAAAAUGCUUACUUCCCCUUGUUCGUGUCUUCAAGAGUUCUAGAGAAGGAAAAGGAUCAUGUUGAAGGUUUUGCACCUGAAGUCGCAUGGGUUACCAAGGCUGGUUCUUCCGAUUUAGAGGAACCUGUUGCCAUUAGACCAACUUCUGAAACUGUCAUGUACCCUUACUAUGCCAAAUGGAUCAGAUCUUACAGAGAUUUGCCAUUGAAAUUGAACCAAUGGAACUCUGUUGUCAGAUGGGAAUUUAAGCAUCCACAACCUUUCCUAAGAACUAGAGAAUUUUUGUGGCAAGAAGGUCACACUGCUCAUUUGACCAAAGCAGACGCUGAAGAAGAAGUUCUACAAAUUUUGGAUCAUUACGCUGGUGUCUAUGAAGAAUUAUUGGCUGUUCCAGUCGUCAAGGGUAGAAAGACUGAGAAGGAAAAAUUUGCUGGUGGUGUCUUCACUACCACUGUGGAAGGUUACAUCCCUCAAACCGGUCGUGGUAUUCAAGGUGCUACUUCCCACCAUUUAGGUCAAAACUUCUCUAAGAUGUUCAACGUCAGCGUGGAAAAUCCAUUGGGUCCUGACCACCCUAAGGUUAACGUUUUCCAAAACUCUUGGGGUCUAUCCACAAGAGUUAUCGGUGUUAUGACAAUGAUCCACUCUGACAACAAGGGUUUAGUGAUCCCACCAAGAGUCUCUCAAUACCAAGCUGUGGUCUUACCAGUUGGUAUCACCAAGAAGACUACCGAGGAACAACGUGCUCACAUCCACAGUUCUGCUAGAGAAAUUGAAUCACGUCUAAAGAAGGCUGGUGUUAGAGCUUUCGGUGAUUACAACGAUAACUACACUCCUGGCUGGAAAUUCGCACAAUACGAAUUGAAGGGUAUCCCACUACGUUUGGAAUCUGGUCCUAAGGACAUUGAGAGCAACCAAGUCACCGUGGUUCGUAGAAACGAUUUCCGUAAAGUUACAGUCAAAUUGGAUGAAUUGGAAACUCGUAUUCCUGAACUGCUAGAAGAAUUGCAAAGAGACUUGUACUUGAGGGCAAAGGAAUUGUUUGACUCUCACAGAGUUGUCGUUAAUGAAUGGAAAGAUUUCGUUUCCAAUUUGAACAAAAAGAACGUCAUCCUUUCCCCAUGGUGUGGUGUUACCGAGUGUGAAGAAGAUAUCAAGGAAUCUUCCGCAAAGAGGGACGAUGGUGAAGAAUUUGAACAAGAUGAAAAAGCUCCAAGUAUGGGUGCUAAAUCUCUAUGCAUUCCAUUUGAGCAACCAGAAUUGAAGCCAGGUCAAAAGUGUGUUAAAUGUUCACACCCAGCUGUUCAAUACUGUAUGUUUGGCCGUUCCUACUGA